Molecule: messenger RNA, 954 nt
Organism: Colletotrichum graminicola M1.001
Lineage: Eukaryota; Fungi; Ascomycota; Sordariomycetes; Glomerellales; Glomerellaceae
Exons: 2
Coding region: 1-954 (317 amino acids)
Molecular function (GO): oxidoreductase activity, acting on single donors with incorporation of molecular oxygen; ferrous iron binding; zinc ion binding
Source: RefSeq, a predicted model, not a curated record
AUGGCGAUAGGGAAAAAAGAUGAGGGUCCCAUGAACCCCGUAUUUCUCUUCUCCCAUGGCUCAACUAUGAUGCUCGGCGAGGAGAGCAACUCGGCCACCUACUGGAAAAAGUGCGGCGAUGAAGCUCGCGCUCGGGGGAUCGAGCACGUUGUCAUGAUGGGUGCACACUGGGCUACAAACAGCCCCGGCGAGGUUCUCAUCUCAGCGAACCCCAAGCCCGCCAAAUCCCCAGUCGCGUUCGUAAACCCCAACAAGUACCAGUCCUAUGAGCUCAACCCGGACAUCGACUUCAUCCCCACGAUCCAGGCGCACUUCAACGCCGCCGGCAUCCGUUGGAAGACGGACCCGACAUUUGACUGGAUCCACGACACCUACCUCGUCCUCAUUCGCAUGUUCCCCGCUGGUUGCCCGCCCACGACCCUGAUCUCCAUGAACGAUUACUAUGACCCUCACUUCCACAUCGCCAUCGGUGCCGCUCUACGACCCCUCAGAGCUGCAAAGCACAAGACCCUCUUCAUCGGUUCCGGCGGGUCGGUGCACAACCUCUUCCGGAACGUCUGGGCGCCCAUGCUCAGCUACCGCGACAACUUUGCCCAGCCAACCCCGCCGGAAGCGUGGGCGAUGGACUUCCGCCAGGAGGUCAUCGACACGUUCUGCCCCGCCUACGAGGACGACGUCCCCGUUGACAAGGAUGCGUACGGCAAGACCAUCCGCGGCAAGAAGCCGUGUGGAGGGCCGAUGUUGCGACGGAAGGCAACGAGCCUGAUGAAGCACCCCAUGUACCGUGAAGCGCAUGCGACGGACGACCAUUUCAUGGCGACCAUGUUCGUGGCCGGGCUAUGUGGGGGGCGGGGUGACGUGAACAUGAAAGCUGAGAUGGCCGCCGAGGACUGGGAACUCACCAACAUGUGCAAUUCCCAGUUCAUCAUCGGCAGCUGGCCCGAGACAAAGUGA